GUGAAUUCCGUUAGUUUGGUUGAGAUGGCCUCCAUUAUUUCACCCAUGACAAAGCGGCGGGCUGAAAGCUUUGUUCUGGAAGAGAUCCGGGUGAUGCUACAGGAGAUUGAACGUCGGAAACACAUCCUCCUCUCUGUGUCACCAGCCUCAAAUAAGUUGAAACGCAGGGCCUGGGAGGAGGUGGCGAACUGCAUGGCGUUGCGUUGGCCUCAGGAAACUCGCCGCACCGGGGAUCAGCCGUUUGAGCAGCAAGUAAUUAAGCGUCUUCAAUUCCCUCCGGUCGGCAAAAUUCCGCCCACAUUCGUAAUCCCCCCCACCCCCAACGAUAAGGCCGCAAUCAUCGGAAGCGUUUCGACUGUUGCGGCGGCCUCUGAAUGA
Molecule: messenger RNA, 378 nt
Organism: Dibothriocephalus latus
Lineage: Eukaryota; Metazoa; Platyhelminthes; Cestoda; Diphyllobothriidea; Diphyllobothriidae
Source: the annotation of a GenBank genome assembly